UCUGGGCCUGGGAAAGAGUGCAGGGCGAUAGCCUUGCACGGUUUGCAGGUGAGAUCACUUUGUGAGCCAGCGGCACAGGGCCCCUCAUAGUCUCUCCCCAGCCCGGAGACUGCGAGCCCAAGAGUGAGGGGCGCCCAGAGCCUCUGGCCCCGCCCCACCAGACUUAAAAAAAAAAAAAAAGGGAGACGCUGGGCGCAGGCGCAGAAAGCCAAGCCGUCGCCUUGCGCCAGCCCAGAAGUGCACAAGCAUGGAGGGACGCGCGGACUCCCGCGGCGAGCCCCGCGCUUGGCUCUCUGGGUCCGUGCUGGGCCGCUGCUGCGUGGAGCCGCUCGUCUUCUUUGCCAACUUCGCCUUAGUCCUGCAGGACCCGGUCACCACGCAGUACCUGUGGCACCGCUUCAGUGCCGACCUUGGCUACAACGGCACCCGCGAGAGGGGCAGCUGCAGCAACCACACAGUGGAUCCCACCGCGCAGGAAGUGGAGACUCUUACCUCUCACUGGACCCUCUACAUGAACGUGGGCGGCUUCCUGGUGGGACUGUUCUCAUCCACUCUGUUGGGCGCCUGGAGUGACUGUGUGGGCCGCCGUCCGCUGCUAGUGCUGGCCUCGUUUGGCCUGCUGCUCCAUAACCUGGUGUCCAUCUUCGUGGUACACCUGCAGCUCCAUGUUGGCUACUUUGUUCUGGGCCGCAUCCUUUGUGCCCUCCUUGGAGAUUUCAGUGGCCUCCUGGCAGCUGGCUUUGCCUCUGUGGCAGAUGUCAGCUGCAGCCGCACCUGUACCAUCCGAAUGGCCCUGCUGGAAGCAUGCAUUGGGGUGGCAGGGAUGCUGGCGAGCCUUGUUGGAGGUCACUGGCUCCAGGAGCAGGGAUAUGCCAACCCCUUCUGGCUGGCCUUGGCCUUGCUGAUAACCAUGACCCUCUAUGCAGCAUUCUGCUUUGGUGAGACCGUGAAGGAGCCAACACCUGCUCGGCUCUUCACACUCCGUCACCACCGAUCCAUUGUCCAGCUCUACGUGGCCCAGGCCCCAGAGAAGUCCAGGAAGCAUUUAGCCCUGUACUCACUGGCCAUCUUCGUGGUGAUCACUGUGCACAUUGGGGCCCAGGACAUCCUGACCCUCUACGAGAUGAGCACACCCCUCUGCUGGGACUCUAGGCUGAUCGGCUAUGGUUCUGCAGCUCAGCAACUCCCAUACCUCAGCAGCCUGCUGGGCCUGUGGCUUCUGCAGUACUGCCUGGAUGACACCUGGGUGGCUGAGAUCGGUCUGGCCUUCAACAUCCUGGGGAUGGUUGUCUUUGCAUUCGCUACCAUCACACCCCUCAUGUUCACAGGGUAUGGGCUCCUUUUCCUGUCAUUGGUUAUCACACCUGUCAUCCGGGCCAAGCUCUCCAAGCUGGUGAGCAAGUCAGAGCAGGGUGCUCUCUUUUCUGCUCUGGCCUGUGUGAAUGGCUUGGCCAUGCUGAUGGCCUCCAGCAUCUUCAACUCGCUCUACCCAGCCACCCUGAACUUCAUGAAAGGGUUCCCCUUCCUCCUGGGAGCUGGCCUCCUCUUCAUCCCGGCCAUUCUGAUUGGGAUACUGGAAAAGACUAAUCAUUGCCCUGAAUUCCAGCAGUUUCCCCAGAGUCCCUGAUCUGCCUGGACCAGAGGACAAAGGGCAAGAGGAGCAACGUGAGCACUAACCAACUGGAAGUAUUGCCUCUGGAUCCCAGCCUUCAGCAGCACCAGCAGCACCCUGCAAAGGGCAGUGUGGUCAAGCUCGACCAAGGCCCCCACCUCAUCCACAGCUAUGCCAGCCUAUGACUCUAGGAUCUGGAAUUGUAACCCAGACAGACCCACUCCAGGGCAGGCAGUGUGGGAGCCAUUUGGAACAGGGAUCUGUUUACCCUGUAGGCCAUCAGGCACAUAGAACCCUCCAGGGGAGAGGAAAGGUCCUGAUGGAGGUGACACUUCAGGGACCAGUUGAAGCAUGAGGGCUGGCCCCUCUGCUUCCAACCGAAACUGCACAGCUCACAGUGCUCAGUUUACCACGAGCAGCCACCAGUCACUCCUUAGUGAUGAAUAUGGUGCUCGGUCAGCACCUAGGGAGGGAGGGUUGUGGGAGUGGCUUGCUGCCCCUUGGAGGGAGAGUGCACUGUCUGAGGGUGGGAAUCAAUCUCUUGGGCUUAGCAGUGCCAAACAAUAAUUAUAAUCACCCUGAAGUGAA
Molecule: messenger RNA, 2200 nt
Organism: Vicugna pacos (alpaca)
Lineage: Eukaryota; Metazoa; Chordata; Mammalia; Artiodactyla; Camelidae
Gene: SLC46A1
Product: solute carrier family 46 member 1
Biological process (GO): transmembrane transport
Cellular component (GO): plasma membrane
Molecular function (GO): transmembrane transporter activity
Source: RefSeq, a predicted model, not a curated record